AUGAGAGAAGCCUUGGGAAGGAGAAAACCAUCGACAUAUGAUUUGUUCUUUCGUGCUGUAUUUGUGACGCAUGCACGUAACUGGACUAUCCGUGAAUUAGCCCACAUAUGCGUUCUUGAAUCAAGUUCAGAUAACUUUGAAGCAAAGACAUUAGUAUCUGUACAGCGAUUUGUUAGCAGACUAACUGAGGCUGGCCUGAUACAAGUCGAGAACAUGCGAACCGACCACCAAGGUCGUGAAGUCACUCUACUCUGCACUUCAAGAAACUAUGCCGAGAUUAAUCACAAUUGCUUGAAAGAUUCAACGAUUAGUUCUACAGUGCCCGAAAAAAAGACUAACCAACAUCGAGCGUCGACGGAUUGCAAUUCAAGCAAACGUCUCAAGAGACCAAAUCGCGAAUUGUCGUCUAUAAUUUCUGAUACACAACUUUAUCCUGCGCCAUAUCGAAAACUCCACCAUUCUGGUUCUUCAGCUGCGCGUCGAUUAACGAGCCCUCGAUCGAACGCAUCAAAAGCUGCACAAAAGCCUGCAAGGUUCACAGAAUUCAUUGCAAGAUACCCAGAGCUGACCGAUUUACUCAAGGGCAAGAAUAGCCUCGAAACGGAGGUUGCUAAAAUCGAAGACAGUGUCAGACGAGCAAAGAUGGCGCUUAAAUACCAUAAACAGGACGAAGACAGUGUUAUUCAAGCACUCAUUAUUAAAUGGCGAAAAGCAAGCCAGGAAGCUGCAGAAUUCUGUUUUAAUAACAUGAAGCAUGGCAUGUCGGUUCUAGAACGAUCGGGCCGUACAUCAUGGUUUGCAGAAGGUCAUUAUAACUGGGACGAGAAAAACUCACCACCAGCUUACUCGGAUGAAGAUGAUACGGACGAGUCGGUUAAACACGAAAACUUUGCAGAUGACAUAUCAAUGAAAUCAAUGCUAUCUCGGAUGGGGAUUGACAUUGCACUUAUCAAGUGGAAUGAUGAAGAUGAGUGCUUCGAAGACUGA
Messenger RNA from Paraglomus brasilianum, 987 nucleotides. Lineage: Eukaryota; Fungi; Glomeromycota; Glomeromycetes; Paraglomerales; Paraglomeraceae. The record is from the annotation of a GenBank genome assembly.